Geosmithia morbida is the source of this 1119-nucleotide messenger RNA. RefSeq names its product Type I restriction-modification system, DNA methylase subunit. The record is from RefSeq and is a predicted model, not a curated record. Gene Ontology annotation, cellular component: mitochondrion. The transcript has a single exon. Gene Ontology annotation, molecular function: nucleic acid binding; protein methyltransferase activity. Bases 1 to 1119 code for a protein of 372 amino acids. NCBI's taxonomy places the organism in Eukaryota, Fungi, Ascomycota, Sordariomycetes, Hypocreales, Bionectriaceae. Gene Ontology annotation, biological process: protein methylation.
AUGCCACGACUCCCUCCUUCACUAGUCCGUCGUGCGAGGCACGUUGCGCCCGAGCUAGCCACCCUUCUACCAGCAUGCAGGACCCUCCUGUCAGCUCGGAAUGAGCUGCGAUGGCUCCGCGAGCACGUUGAAGCAACCACCAUCACCACCACCGCCACCACCGCCACCACGGCGGCAGCAGCAGCGGCAGCAGCAGCAGUCGUCGAGGGUCGUCGCCGAAAUCUGCUGGCGCGGCUCUGCCAUCAACGUGGACGCGGCGUUCCCCUCCAGUACAUACUUGGGACCCAGCCAUUCGGCCAUCUGGACAUCAGGUGCAGGCCCGGCGUCCUCAUCCCACGGCCAGAGACGGAGGCGUACACCUGCCAUCUCAUAGAUCUGCUCAGAUCCGGCGAGUUGCUGAGCCGGCCUCCCGCUGAGAGGCCGAGCAGUCUAGGCAUCAUCGACUUCUGCACCGGCACGGGAUGCAUACCGCUCCUGGCAUUUGAGUCUCUGAAGUCGGAGGUCGAGUCACUCAAUGUCCGUGGCGUCGACAUCUCCCCCAUCGCGCUCGACCUUGCCGAUGCCAAUGCCACGUACGCGUCCUCCCGACACCCCCGAGCUGAGAAGCAGCUGCUGCGGUUCUCCAGGACCGAUGUGUUUUCCGAUGCCGACAUACGUGCCCUCGCCAGGGAACGCUGGGACGUCAUGAUCUCAAACCCCCCCUACGUGUCCAGGGACGUGUGGAAUCACGGUCGUGGCCAGCUGGGGCCCUCUGUCCGCAAGUUUGAGCCACUGCUGGCUCUGGUCCCAGGUCAGCAGCUGCCUCUUCCGCCGCCAGGUCUGCGUCCCGAGGAUAUCUUCUACUCGAGGCUCCUCGAUGUAGCAUCCAUCUUGAAACCCGAGGUCAUCCUGCUGGAAGUUGGGGAUCAGGAUCAGGCGCGUCGAGUCGCUGGACAUUGUCUCGAGCACGCCUUCUGCGCAGACGCGACCGUUGAGCUGUGGCGCGACGGUCCAGACUUGACGCCCUCCGAGGACGAGCAGGUUUACUGGAAUAUCCGGACUGCAAGACACGGAGAGCGGGUCGUUCCGGUGAAAGGAAGCGGGAACGUUCGUUCCGUCCUGAUCCGAAGAGAAGUCUGA